This is a messenger RNA of Megalops cyprinoides (Indo-Pacific tarpon), 4252 nucleotides long. RefSeq names its product GTP-binding protein 2-like. Lineage: Eukaryota; Metazoa; Chordata; Actinopteri; Elopiformes; Megalopidae. The record is from RefSeq and is a predicted model, not a curated record. Gene Ontology annotation, biological process: translational elongation. Gene Ontology annotation, molecular function: translation elongation factor activity; GTPase activity; GTP binding. The coding region runs from base 186 to 1991 and encodes 601 amino acids. The transcript has 12 exons.
GGGUUGGGGGGUCUGCUAGCUAGCUGGUUGGCUGGCUAGCUAGCUAGGAUAUUUAUUUUUAAUCGUCCUGUUUUUUUUCUUUUUUUCUUCUUGCUUUUCUUGCCCAUUUAGUUCACCGAUGUGAAUGACCCGGUUUUUUAAGUACAAUAAUUUUUAGGCUGUUUUAAUUAGUGUACCGAACUAUAAUGGAUCCGCGAGUGUCAGAGAUGUUUGGUACCAGUUCCGGAUUGAAGUCAAGCUCGCAAGGACUGGGAUCCGGUUCGAGCAACGGGUUCGGGAUGGUAUCCAAAAAAUCAUGUGCGAAGAACGGCAAAAAAGUAAAGAAUCGAUCGACCAGAAACACAAAACCCAGCAACAACCCGCCGUACCUGCCCCCGGAGGCUGAGGAAGGAAACAUAGAAUACAAGCUGAAGCUGGUGAACCCCACACAGUAUCGAUUUGAGCACCUAGCAACACAGAUGAAGUGGCGACUUCAGGAGGGGCGGGGCGAAGCAGUGUACCAGAUCGGUGUGGAAGACAACGGGCUGCUUGUAGGGCUGUCAGAGGAGGACAUGAAGGCCUCGCUGAAGACUCUACGCAGAAUGGCAGAGAAGGUUGGAGCAGACAUUACAGUUCUCCGAGAGCGAGAGGUAGACUAUGACUCGGACACACCCCGGAAAAUUGCAGAGGUGCUCGUCAGGAAGGUGCCAGAUGAUCAGCAGUUCCUGGACCUGAGGGUAGCGGUGCUGGGCAAUGUGGAUUCUGGGAAGUCCACCCUGCUUGGUGUCCUGACGCAAGGCGAAUUGGACAAUGGCCGGGGGCGGGCACGCCUAAACCUCUUCAGACACCUCCAUGAGAUCCAGUCUGGCAGGACAUCCAGCAUCAGCUUUGAGAUCCUGGGCUUCAACAGCAAAGGAGAGGUAGUAAACUAUAGUGAGUCUCGUACAGCAGAGGAAAUCUGUGAGAGCGCCUCAAAAAUGAUCACCUUCAUUGACCUGGCUGGGCACCAUAAGUACCUGAAGACCACCAUCUUUGGCCUGACCAGCUACUGCCCAGACUUUGCCAUGCUGGUUGUGGGUGCCAACACAGGCAUUGCGGGCACGACGCGGGAGCACCUGGGCCUGGCGAUGGCGCUGAAGGUGCCCAUCUUCAUCGUGGUGAGCAAGGUGGACCUGUGCACGCGGGGCACGGUGGAGCGCACCGUGCGGCAGCUGGAGCGCAUCCUCAAGCAGCCCGGCUGCAACAAGGUGCCCAUGGUGGUGUCCACCGCCGACGACGCCGUCACCGCCGCCCAGCAGUUCGCCCAGUCCCCCAGCAUUACACCUAUCUUCACCCUGUCCAGUGUGUCAGGAGAGAGUCUGGACCUGCUCAAGGUCUUCUUCAACAUCCUGCCCCCCCUUAGCAACAGCAAAGAGCAGGAGGAGCUUAUGCAGCAACUCACAGAGUUCCAGGUGGAUGAGAUCUACACAGUGCCAGACGUGGGGACGGUGGUAGGAGGAACGCUCUACAGUGGGAUUUGCCGGGAGGGGGAGCAGCUGGUGGUGGGACCCACAGACGAGGGCGCCUUCCUGAAGCUGAAGGUUUGGAGCAUGCAGAGGAACCGCUCGGCCUGCAGGGUGCUGAGAGCCGGCCAGGCUGCCACGCUGGCGCUGGGAGACUUCGACCGCUCGCUGCUCCGCAAGGGUAUGGUGAUGGUGAGCCCGGAGAUGAACCCCACCAUCUGCUGGCUGUUUGAGGCCGAGAUCGUCCUGCUUUUCCACGCCAAGACCUUCCACAAGGGCUUCCAGGUGACGGUGCACGUGGGGAACGUGAGGCAGACCGCCACCGUGCAGCAUCUACAGGGGAAGGAGGAGCUACGCACGGGGGAGAAAGCAGUGGUACGCUUCAAGUUCAUCAAGCACCCAGAGUACCUGAAGGUGGGUGCCAAGCUUCUCUUCCGAGAGGGCGUGACCAAGGGCAUUGGCCAUGUCACCUACGUGCAGCCGGUCUCCCUGUACCAGCAGGACUCCUAGAGUGGGGCGGGAUACAGCCGAGCAGGAGACAGCAGCUGGGAUCAAUACCAUCAUCCGUUGCGUCCCUCUCUCUUCCAAAAGCCUUUUUUUAUUCUGACCCCGGUUUGAUUUUCACUCACCUUCUCUUCAUGUUUGACUUUUUUUUCCAAAGAUCUGCCUCACCAUUUUUUUACCGAAUUCCAUUUCCGACUGCUUUGGGGUGUAGAUUUUAGAUUGCUUACAUCUCUCAUUUUUUAUGUGUAGGUCUUAAUUAGGGAGGGGAUUGGAAUAGUCACCUGACACCUGGUUGGCUUGUUCUCACGUAACAGGUGUGCCGGUGAGGUCGUUUGGAAGGCAUUCGCCAGGUCAGUCAUUAAUGCAGUUUUUUAACCCUGUUCCUGGGGGGCCACUGUGUGCAAGCUGGCUUUGUUAGCACAAGCACACCUCCAGCUGCAUGUUUCAUUCCUCUACUGCCAAAAAAGGAAGAAUCCAGGUCCAGUACUCAGUUGCAGCUGUCAGUUCUAAUUAGCUGAGAUCAGUUGGAAUAAAAAGCAGCAGACACAUCGUGCCCCCAGGACCAGAUUUGAGAGACUUACCAUUGAUGGCCUCCAGAGUUUGCACGUCAGAUCUCUCUCAUAUCUCUGGAUUGUGUUACAUACUGUAAAGGGUACAGAUAAGCAGCCACCUGGCCAGACAGAUCUUUAUUCUCAAGGCAGGUAGAGGGCCGAUGCACAGAGUUUACACUUAAAACACCUACAUCUUGCGACAUGAAACGGCACUGAACCACUCGAGAAAGCAGCUUGAUAACGAGGGUUGCCAGCACCCGGCAGUUUGAAAUGUUUACAAUACCAAAAACAGCAACACUGGCUGUAGAGGGUGCGUUUUGGAGACUUUACCCACGGCAGCUACCAGGAACGCUCUGAGGUGACGGUGAUGGGCAGAAGUUCUUCCAGAGUCAGAACACCAGCACAUCUCCCCUUCGCUCCUCACGGGAUUUUCUGUGUUUUAGACAGAAAAUGGAAGAACAGACCACCAGGAGGGACAGCCAAUAUACAGAAAGAAUUUCCCUCAAAGGUCAAAGGGCAUUUAUUUCCUAAUAACCAGGAAGCUUGUGUGUUAAAGGUAGUUCCUUCCAGCGAUUAUCAUGUUCUGUGGAUUAGUGGGCCUUGUCUCUUGAAGUCUAUAUCAAAGCAGACUAGCCCCUAGAGAAACAAACUCACCCUUCUCAGCAUCCCAAUAUUUGUAUCACUCUUGCUAGCUAAUCACAUACAAGAAUUUUGGAAUGCCUUUAAGUAACCCUGGUUGAAAACCAGUGAAUGGUAUUUUGCCUCCUUCUCUCAAGUGCUUUAGUUGCUCGGGAUGGUUGUAGUUAUUUUUUUAUAGAGCAUUCCAUUUUCAUAUAGUGCAACUUAAGCUUCCUUGAUAGUGAUCAAGAGUAUCAGAUCUCUAUAUCCCUGAACAUUCAGACUAGCAGAAUGAAGAAAUGCCUUGCUGACUUACAGAGCAUCUGAAGGAUAGAAGUGGAUAAGUCCAAUGCUUUGUGAGUUAGCACGUUUCAGUCUUUGGCCAUAUUUGGACUCUCGCUGUUGUAGUCAUUCUUUAAUUUCUUAGAAUGUUGUCAUAGCAUUAUCCUCUAUUUACUUCUCACCAGAUAGUUAUGAAGGGGUCGACCUCAGUGCCUACAGAAGAGGGACUGCUUUUAAGUUUCUUCUUACAGCACCCCACGAUUUUAGACCUUUUUUACUUGAUUUGGUGCUACUCUUUUACAACAUCUUUUGAUAAGUAGAUACUGAAUAGGGACAGUGUAUUUCUUGCUGAAUGCCAUGUUCAAGGCUGGCUGCAGCCUCAUUAACUGUGUCUAGACUCUGCAUGUUAUGUGUGAAAGAGGAAUAUUUGUACCCUCAGUGUAAAAAAAGAUGCAGUAAAAACUCUCACGAGGAAGAAUUUCAGAUAUAUUGUGUGUUCACUGUUGUUUCACCUAUAUUCUUGUAUGUGGUUCUUGUGCAAUCGUGGAGGGAGGAUAACAGCGAAUGUAUAUGAACCAAAUUAUUUUAUAAAGAGGAAUGGUAAUAUUUAAAUAUGUAACCAAAUGCUGUUGAGUGUCAUACCAUUUUCUUCUAGACAUUGUAGGUUGUUGACUUAUUGCUUGUUCCCGGGUCCCUGGUUGUUGGGGACUGAAGGAACAGGCCUUCACCAACACAAAUGUAACUUUUUCAAGUCAUCAGUGCAGGAAACACAUUUUCUUUUAAAAUCUAAUAUUUUAAUCUUGCUUUCGAGUGAAG